This is a messenger RNA of Lycium barbarum (goji berry), 1317 nucleotides long. RefSeq lists its product as uncharacterized. The record is from RefSeq and is a predicted model, not a curated record. NCBI's taxonomy places the organism in Eukaryota, Viridiplantae, Streptophyta, Magnoliopsida, Solanales, Solanaceae. The coding region runs from base 1 to 1317 and encodes 438 amino acids. Gene Ontology annotation, molecular function: nucleic acid binding; RNA-DNA hybrid ribonuclease activity. The transcript has a single exon.
AUGGGUGAUGUAGCUCAGAUUAUUCACAAAAAUGAUUUUAAUUAUGACCAAAUUGUUAGUGAUGUUAUUACUGAUGGAAAUUGGGAUGUAAAUCACUUACAGCUUCAUGAAUAUCUUGCUGAACACAUCAACUCCAUUGACAUAGGUAAUCAGGAUCUAACUGAUACUCCUAUUUGGAUGCCUAACAGUAAUGAUACUUUUUCUACUGCUUCUGCCUGGAGACAUAUUAGACAAAAAAACGAGGUUUCUUAUUUCUUAAAGAAGAUUUGGCAUAAGCAUUUACCUUUUAAAAUGACUUUCUUAAUGUGGAGAUUUCUGAAAAGAAACUUGCCUUUUAAUGAUACUAUUGCUUCUAGAUUUGGGAUUGACAGUGAUGCCAGGUGUUUUUGUUGUCCUAUUGAUCAAAGAGAUACUAUGCACCACACUUUCAUUGGUGAGAAACUUGCUAAACAAAUGUUGAAUUUCUUUGGAAAUCCUGUUGGAAUUUCUUGGGAGGAUAUACCUAUCAAGUGUGUGCUUCAAAAGUGGUGGAAUAUCAAGCCAAAAAAUUCACUUCAUCAGACUAUUCUACAAAUUACUCCUUUAAUAAUUUGUUGGGAGAUUUGGAAAGCGAGAUGCUCGGUCAUAUAUGGAGGUAACAAAUGCUAUACAAAACAGAUUCAAUAUAAGAUUCUUUCUUAUUUAAAAUGGAUUGUCUCCAAAGCAAAGAGUAAUACUGAAUGGAGUUAUAGGUGGGAAAAUAUGUAUCAACCGGUUAUGGGCCUUAUUCCCAAGAUUGAAUGUAUUGUGGUUAAAUGGUUGAAGCUCUCUGAAAAUUGGGUGAAGAUUAACACUGAUGGAAGCAAGGAUGCAAAUGGUAGAGCUGAAAUUGGAGGAAAUUGUAGAGAUCACAGAGGAAUAAUUAUCAUGGCCUUUGCUCGAACGGUGGGUAUGGAUACUAGUAAUAUGGCUGAAGCCAAGGCUGCUCUAAAUGGCCUGGAAUGGUGUUAUCGAAAUGGGCAUAGCAAUGUAAUCUUGGAAUGUGAUUCAAAGAUUGUGGUUGAGAUGAUCAAAGGAAACUACCAUAUCCCUUGGCAAAUGAAGAACAUCAUUACUCAUAUUCAAAAUAUAUCAAGUACUAUUACCUGCGAGGUUCGACAUUGCUAUAGGGAAGCCAACCAAGUCGCAGAUGCCUUAGCAAAAUGGAGUAUUACAAAUGAGAAUUUGAAUAUAUUUGCACAUGCACAUCUUCCAUCGAGAGCCAACGGACCUUACAGACUUGAUCUCAUACAAAUGGAGUCCCUUUGGCAUAAACAGAGGAAGAAUUCUUUUGUAUAA